Molecule: messenger RNA, 483 nt
Organism: Lottia gigantea (owl limpet)
Lineage: Eukaryota; Metazoa; Mollusca; Gastropoda; Lottiidae
Exons: 3
Coding region: 1-483 (160 amino acids)
Source: RefSeq, a predicted model, not a curated record
AUGAUUCGUCAUAUACUAAAAGUGUAUUUGAGGUCAUUAGACUGUUUCACCCAUCCAGAAGCCAGUAUAGAAGUCUGUAGAAACCAACAGACAACUGAUUUAAUUAAGUUGAAUAUUAAGGCUAAAGAUCAAGCUAUGAAGUUUAUUCCAUACAUGGAAGAGUAUUGUAGGAUUCGUAUAGACCAUGUCAGUUGUGAUCUGAGAGGAUGGGCUGCUGCUAAGCGUGAUAGUUGUGCAAAUGAUACUGUGAUGGGAUUGAGAACUGAAUUAGAGUGUAGUCUCUUGCCAGAUUAUUGUUUGGAGAAUUAUACUCGGGAAGUGAGUGUCAUGUGUAGUGUAGAUAAAUUCAAGAGAGAGCAGAGAGAUCCAAAUAAUAUCCCAGAAUCUGGUCAUAGUCAUGAUCAUGAUGAUAAAAAUAGCGCCACUUCCGUUCGAUUUUCUUUGUAUUUUGUGCUUAUAUUUUUUUCCACCCGAGCUUUGUAA